AUGCAAAAUAACCCCAACCUUCCCGUCAAGUCCCUGCAGUCACGUGUCGGCAGGCAGAACCAGCGCUACAAUCCGGAAAGCGGCGCCCGCAUGGUGGCCGGGUGCAUCUGUUUGAACGACGCCAAGGACAAGGUGGUGAUGGUUCUGUCCAGUGCGCACAAAGGCCAGUGGGUAUUUCCAAAGGGUGGAAUUGAAAUGGACGAGGGCGAGGAUUACAUAGUUAGUGCGGUGCGCGAAACGUGGGAGGAGGCCGGGUGCGAGGGCCGGAUCUUGGCCAAGUUGCCGGUGGUGCUCGACACCAGGGGCCGCAAGGCGCCAGUUUUGAGCGUAGAGCAGCGUGGCCACGACUGGGACCCGGCCAGAUUCGUGCCGCGCCUGGAGUUCCAUUUUUACGAGAUGCUAGUAGAAAGCUUGAGCAGCGAGUGGCCCGAGCUGGCGACCCGCGAGCGCCGGUGGUGCACGUAUUCCGAGGCGCGGCACGAGCUUCUCAAGGCGAGGCGGCCGGAGCUUGUGCUGGCGUUGGAUGCCUCGUCGGUGGUGAAGGACUGCCUGGGCGAGGUGGGCGAGGACGCGUAUUGA
Messenger RNA from Metschnikowia bicuspidata var. bicuspidata NRRL YB-4993, 579 nucleotides. RefSeq names its product polyphosphatase. The record is from RefSeq and is a predicted model, not a curated record. Lineage: Eukaryota; Fungi; Ascomycota; Pichiomycetes; Serinales; Metschnikowiaceae. Gene Ontology annotation, molecular function: diphosphoinositol-polyphosphate diphosphatase activity; bis(5'-adenosyl)-hexaphosphatase activity; endopolyphosphatase activity. Gene Ontology annotation, biological process: diphosphoinositol polyphosphate metabolic process; diadenosine hexaphosphate catabolic process; adenosine 5'-(hexahydrogen pentaphosphate) catabolic process. The transcript has a single exon. Bases 1 to 579 code for a protein of 192 amino acids. Gene Ontology annotation, cellular component: nucleus; cytoplasm.